Messenger RNA from Aspergillus tanneri, 522 nucleotides. RefSeq lists its product as uncharacterized. NCBI's taxonomy places the organism in Eukaryota, Fungi, Ascomycota, Eurotiomycetes, Eurotiales, Aspergillaceae. The record is from RefSeq and is a predicted model, not a curated record. The transcript is spliced from 2 exons. Bases 1 to 522 code for a protein of 173 amino acids.
AUGAAUACGCUGGAACAGGUGAAUGCAACGCCACCGUAUGCCACAUAUGCGGACGGAAGUGCCCUGCGUGCAGUGGCACGGGAUCUUGUCGCGGAGACUUCCUCCGGAUUCGAGGCAUUGUAUGCGAAAUCGGGCCCUUCCUCCAUGCUACUCCCGACCAACAUUGGGACAAACCGUGUUCGAAGAGCGUGUAUAGACGGCCAGGGACGAAAGACCCGUCUACGACGGACAACCAGUACCACAGCAGCAAGGGAUUAUCCGAGACACCAGGAAAUGACGUUGGUGGCCUCGAGAGCGGUGAUGUCGAUUGAUCGUAGACAGGAAAGGAUAUCCCGUUGUGUUGGCAACUCGGUCGAACUAGAUCUCGCUCUCCGCAACAGAUUCUUACAGUGGAUUACCUUGCAUGGAGGAUAUCUGUACAGGAUCUUGCGGCGCAUGGAAUCUCGCAUCUCCCAGAGACGAUUCGGCGAAGCGCAUACAAGAAAUUGGUCUACCCCUGCAGAGAGUCUCACGCCUCGAUAG